Sphaeramia orbicularis (orbiculate cardinalfish) is the source of this 1890-nucleotide messenger RNA. RefSeq names its product voltage-dependent T-type calcium channel subunit alpha-1G-like. Lineage: Eukaryota; Metazoa; Chordata; Actinopteri; Kurtiformes; Apogonidae. Gene Ontology annotation, cellular component: voltage-gated calcium channel complex; membrane. Gene Ontology annotation, biological process: calcium ion import across plasma membrane. The record is from RefSeq and is a predicted model, not a curated record. The transcript has 7 exons. The annotation marks the transcript as partial. Gene Ontology annotation, molecular function: high voltage-gated calcium channel activity.
AUGUUGGAGUACUCCCUGAACCUGCAGAACGUCAGCCUUUCAGCCGUCAGAACAGUCCGUGUGCUCAGACCUCUGAGAGCCAUCAAUCGAGUACCAAGUAUGCGUAUCCUGGUCACCCUGCUGCUGGACACCCUCCCCAUGCUGGGAAACGUGCUGCUGCUCUGCUUCUUUGUCUUCUUCAUAUUUGGAAUCGUGGGCGUCCAGCUGUGGGCCGGCCUGCUCAGAAACCGCUGCUUUUUGGAAGACAACUUAUCCUUCCCUUUGUCAGUAGGACUGGCCAAUUACUACAAGACUGAAAACGACGAUGAAAACCCCUUCAUCUGCUCUCAGCCACGAGACAACGGUAUGAGGGACUGUGGUUCGGUACCCAAGCUCUACGAGGAAGGAGGCCUGCAAUGUAACCUGGACAUGUACUCCUACAACAGCACUGACAACACCACCUGCGUCAACUGGAACCAGUACUACACCAACUGUUCUGCUGGUCCCUUCAACCCCUUCAAAGGAGCAAUCAACUUUGACAACAUCUGUUACGCCUGGAUCGCCAUAUUUCAGGUGAUCACUCUGGAGGGAUGGGUGGACAUCAUGUACUUUGUGAUGGAUGCUCACUCCUUCUACAACUUCAUCUACUUCAUCCUGCUCAUCAUUAUCGGUUCUUUCUUCAUGAUCAACCUUUGCCUGGUGGUCAUCGCCACUCAGUUCUCCGAGACCAAACAGAGGGAGAGUCAGCUGAUGAAGGAGCAGCGGGUGCGCUUCAUGUCCAACGCCAGCACCCUGGCCUCUCUUUCUGAACCCGGCUCCUGCUACGACGAGCUGCUCAAAUACCUGGUCCACAUCAUCCGGAAAGGGGCCAAGCAGGUGGCCCACGUAUGCAGGUUUCUGGCUCGGCGUGCCGGGCUCAACAUCGCCGCCUCCCCCCCUGCGCAGGACCCCCAACGCAACCAAAGCCAGAGGAGGAGGAGGAAGUCUUCCAGACAGGGCUCUGUGUCCGUGCAUCAUAUGGUCCACCACCACCACCACCACUACCACCUGGGGAACGGCAGCGUAAGGGGCGGGGGGAGCGUGAGGGGGCUGGACGCGGAGGCUGCCCCCAGCAACAACAGUGGGGGGGCGCUUAUAGCGACCACCUGCACCAGGCAUCUGGCCUUAGCUCCGCCUCCAUCAGUAAUCGCAGCAACAUCUGAUACAAACUUGGCGACUUUAUCCAACUGUGGAGCAGCAGCUGCCGGGUCUUCUUCCGUGGGCAGCGUUUACCAGAUGGAUUAUCAUUCGGACAGUUUCUGCUGUACGCCCACCGCCCCGGGGCCCUUCUCCCUGGCCCCGGCCCCCACGGGCAGGGCCAUGAAGAGGAACUCUGUGCCCUUUGCAGCUCCAGGUCCGAAGAAUUACCCGACCCUGCAGGCCAGAGUGUUAGCAGAGUCCAGACGAGGAAGUGUUGCUGCCAGCACUCUGACUAACAUCAGCUUCAACCUCAACAUCCCACCCAUGCAACUAGAGCGAUGUCAGCAGAGCCUGGUGGACACGCACACGGCCACAGCCCAGCUCUCGGUCCGUGACCUCAGCCGCUCCAGCGGCGCCGUGGACGCGGCCGCCCUGACGCCCUGGCCAAACGAGUCCGAGGGCGCCACGGAGAGCAACGACACCCCCGGAGACUCGGACAGCGAGGGGGUCUACGAGUUCACCCAGGACCUCCACCACAGGGACAGAAGGGACAGUCGGCAGCCCAGGAGGAGGCACCGCAGGCUGGGCAAGACGGCGGCCAAAGUGGUUCACUUCUGGAGGCUGGUGUGUGACACCUUUAGGAAGAUCGUGGACAGCAAGUACUUUGGCAGAGGCAUCAUGAUCGCCAUUUUGAUCAACACUCUGAGCAUGGGCAUCGAGUACCACGAGCAG